GCAGAUAAUAAGUACACCAAAGACGCAACAAGAAGCAAGUAAGCAGCUAGCAGAGUCGAUCGUUGAGCUUGGAUUGAUCUGAUGGCGCGCGGGAAGGUAGCGGAGUGGAUACGGAAGAGGACGAUGCCGAGGAAGUCGUCGUCGUCCCGGCGCCGGAGCAGUACUCCCAGCGGGGCGGCCGAGGAGCCGAUACUACGGGAGGAAGCGCCGGAGAGCUGGAGCGGGGCGCCGUCGCCGGCUCCGAGAAAGUCGGACUCGAAGGUCCGAUCGAGCGGCUUAGCGGCAAUGCUCCGGUGGCGGCCGCGCGUGAACGUGGUGGCCGUGCUGUACGGGAAGGUGGUGUACCACCUGAUGUGGCUGGUCGAGUCCGUCGUGGUGGUGGGAAGACUGGUCUUCUUCCUCAUGCGCUUCGGCUUCAAGCAGCUCUGAAUUCUCGUGCGACUAUGCAUGGCGCUGAGGGGCGAGUGCAAGAAACGUGCGUGAUUCUUUGCUUGACUUUUAUUUUGACUUUUUUAUUCUCUUGCGCGAAUUCGUUUUGCCGUUUUUCAGUGGCAUUCGAUCGGUGAGAAGUUGUAAAUGCCCUCGGCCCUCUUGUCUUGUGUAUAAAGAAA
Molecule: messenger RNA, 611 nt
Organism: Lolium rigidum
Lineage: Eukaryota; Viridiplantae; Streptophyta; Magnoliopsida; Poales; Poaceae
Exons: 1
Coding region: 82-429 (115 amino acids)
Source: RefSeq, a predicted model, not a curated record